AAAGCAUCGCUACCAUCAUGCUAGCUGAACAAGUCCUGUAACUAGCUUUGCUAACCCAUGCCACAACAACUUGGGUUGUUUUUUCUGAUUGUGGUAUCUCCUUUUCAUGGACACUGGGACGUAGAAUGGAAACAGCAACGUGUGCGUGAAGGUCGUUGUUUCGUUUGCCAAGAGGACCGGAGAGGACAGCUGCCUUGGUGAACUAGCCAGUAAGCUAGCGCGGCUAACCGUAACAUUCUCACACUGUCUGCCAUCACGACCAGUACAACAGACAUCAAGCCAGUCGGCGUUUCGACGUUUCUACCAUCAUCAUGGAGAAGGCAGAUUUCUUGAAAGGACUUCCUGUCUACAAUAAGAGCAACUUCAGCAGGUUUCAUGCAGAUUCUGUUUGUAAAGCAUCUAAUCGGAGGCCCUCGGUGUACCUUCCAACACGUGAAUACCCAUCUGAACAGAUUAUUGUAACAGAGAAAACCAACAUCCUUCUGCGUUACCUCCAUCAGCAGUGGGACAAAAAGAAUGCAGCAAAGAAAAGGGAGCAGGAACAAGUUGAGGGUGGCAGCCCAGCACCCCCAAGGAAGAUCGCCAGGACAGAUAGCCAAGAGAUGAAUGAGGACUCAUAAAUGUAUGUGUGUGCAUGGAUGUGUGAGUGUUUGUUUGUACAGGGUAUAGCCAGUGUAAACUAACAAAAACAAAGGAUAAUCCCACCUGAAUACAGACUUCUGACCAUUACAGUAGUGUAACAGGAAGCCUUUCCUGUCAUAAAAUCAAGAAAUCACCCAUAAAGAAUUCUGGAAAUUCCUGUCAACAAAUGAUGUGAAGAUAGAGUGCAUCAAAAGAUCACUGUUAGUCGCAACAUUAACAGAGCAGAGCCAUCACCAGAGAGGGAAUUUUAUACUGGUGUUUCUUUAAUUAAUGUUGGCAAUUCCCUGAGUGGGUUAGUAUAUAUGUAUAUGUUUGUAUGCAUGCUGAGCUGUGAGCGUGUGUUUAUUGUGUAAUGUACCGUAUGUGUGAGAUGAGUGAAUAGUUGAACAAGUGUCAGAGUAGAUUUAAGAUCAGAGAUGGACUUGACAGAUAUAAGUCAGACACUACCCUUAAAAUCAGUCUCAUAACUGGUACAUGACUUGUGUAGCCUUCUGUCUCCUGGAGAGUCUGUCCUGAUAUGUGCGAAGAUAACAUUUUGUUACUGUUAAUUUUAUUAUAACUAUUAUUGUUUAUGUAUGGCAAUGAGCUUCCUGCCAGCCACAGUGCCCGCCCUCUCAGUUUCACUGCCCACUCUGCAACCACAUGGGGGCAUUGCAACAUUUCUCCACACUGUUUGAAUCAACAGAACCAAGAAUGCACUGUGAAGAACAGCACAAAGUAGAAGCAGCUCUUCCCCUUAGAUGUGUGUUUAUGGUGAAUAUACAUAUCUUCAUUCUAUUCUGGGACUUGUGCUUGUAGGGUAAAUAUUGUGUUGGUGUUACUGAGAAAUAUUUUUACAUCUAGCACCACCUUCUGGCCAAUCAAAGCCCUCAAGAAAGGUUUUGGCCUUGAGUUCUACCUUUUCUUUCAUCAAAGGAUAUAAAAGAAAAAGAAGGAAGAAGUUACGACCAAAUAUGAAAAUGUUAAUCAUAUUGUUGGAUUUUCAGUUGCACAACUUGGUAACAGCACAGAUAGUGAAGAAAAAUAUGUAUUGUAAUGUAUGGAAAAGGGAAAAAAGAAUACAUUAUGUUGUGUGUAAAUAAUUACCAAUACCAGAAUUAGUUUAUCUGAUGGAACAUCUUUGUGUCUGCCUUUUUGUAAAAUAAUACAUGCCCAUGGAUACAGUAGAAAAUCACCCUUGUGAAAGGAAAGACAAGAGCCAUGUACCCAGUGGUUGUUACCUUGCCUUGCAUGUUGAUGUUUUCACGACUGGGUCUUAUAUUCCUGGGCCAGUAAUAAAACUUAAGGGGUGUUGGAGUUGUGAUGUUAUCUCGGGGGUCUGUGGAAGGUAUAAGCCUAGAGGCCUUACAACCUGUUGUCAUGGUUUAGACCCUUUUGCUCCCCCGGCUCUGGGCCUGGGAUAAGUUAACUGUUCAGCCUGUCUUUGCAAGAGGCCCACCUGGUUUUUGUCUGAGAGCUGGCUUAGGUGAACACGAGGGGGUUAAAGGGGUGUUAUAUUUUAAGCCACAGAAUGCACAAUAAGCAUGCACAGCAAAGUGCAGUCGCCAUCCUGCCUUGUUCCAGAGAUUCAGUUUGUAUUGGUGUCAUAUACUGUACAACACUGAAUAAAGCUUUUUAUUAAAUGUUCUUACCACUGCCCAUUAAGAGUCACAUCAAAGCCUCCUGUCCUUCCUGUCCUUUUAUCAGUUGAUGCUGCAGCGUGGGUUCAUAGUGUGGUCAGACAUCUACGGUGUAAAUACCCUGUCUGUUUUUGAAGCGUAAAAACCAUGUUAGGCUUCUGCUCAGAUAGACUGUUCUACUACACCCUAAGCCUUGCCCCAUCUCCUGUGUUAGACAUAUUCUUUUUAGCUUUGCUGAAAUAAAACUGGAUUGAAACUG
Toxotes jaculatrix (banded archerfish) is the source of this 2520-nucleotide messenger RNA. RefSeq names its product DET1 and DDB1 associated 1 (gene dda1). The transcript has 5 exons. Bases 312 to 620 code for a protein of 102 amino acids. Gene Ontology annotation, biological process: positive regulation of proteasomal ubiquitin-dependent protein catabolic process. Lineage: Eukaryota; Metazoa; Chordata; Actinopteri; Toxotidae. The record is from RefSeq and is a predicted model, not a curated record. Gene Ontology annotation, cellular component: Cul4-RING E3 ubiquitin ligase complex.